Molecule: messenger RNA, 1209 nt
Organism: Echinostoma caproni
Lineage: Eukaryota; Metazoa; Platyhelminthes; Trematoda; Plagiorchiida; Echinostomatidae
Source: the annotation of a GenBank genome assembly
AUGAUUGCAUCAACGGCCUACGAUCUGGCACACGACCUUAUUGUAACACCCAAACGAUUGGAAUUCGCUCGAACCCAGGAAGCGAAACUAUUCGAGAGCAUGCUUCAGUCAGCCAAAAAACGGCAACCAUUUAUCACGGCCAUGGUCAGUGAGACGCUAAACGAGAUGCGUGAACAGUUGCCCGUGAUGGCUGCGAGGGAUUUGGACUUUCGUCAGUUGUGCAUUCUGCCAGUCAAUCGGAUUUCCGGACGUCCGGGUAGUGCUAGCAGCCAACUGAAUCCAUCCACAUCGUCCAUGGUUGUUCCAGCUGAAAACCGUACUGGCAAGGGUCAGUCUACUGAGAUGAUCCCUUCGGUCGAACAAUCUUGUCCACAUGAUCAUGGGAUUCGCGAGGCCCGAAGUCAACCAACACUGGCCUUUGUGAAUAGUCACUCGCGUGGACCGGUUGUCGGUUCUAGUUCAAUUGAGGAAGUGAAGCCGAUCGGAAGAAAUCCCGACUUACAAGAGUACAAACUAGCCGUGAGGAUGGUACGAGAUUACGUACUGCAGCGCCUGACCGGUGCGAUUGCUUCUCGAGUGUUGGAUUGUAUGGAAGUGAUGCAGCAAUCAUGUGUUGGUACUCUGGAACGCACAAUUGCGAACCUUGAAAGACUGACCGAUAAUGAACUGACGACACAACGCGUGGCAUCCUGUCCCUAUUUGGAAUGUCUCACGGACGGUGAUGAUCUAACUCUGGGCGAACGCACACCGGGUGGUACACCAACAGCAGUACAAGGAUCAGCUGCUGAGGAACCAAUGCAUGUGUCACUCCACGGAGUAAUGGUCUUUGGCACGGGUGAUUCAAAAUCCGAAAUACGUUCAAUGCCCUCAUCCCCGCUUGGGAAAGGACGGUGCUUCUAUCACUCGUCCAUUGUCCCCGGCUGUCGCACUCCGCCCGAGAACGCAAUGGAGUCCGAAGAUGCGACGUUGGCAGCAGCGGAAAAUGCACGAACAGCCGAUGUUGCACUCAAAGCACUGUUACGGUUCACUUACGCUCUGACAGUGCCCAUGAAACGGACUUUAGCUUCACAAUUAUCCACCCUGUUCGACCGACUAAGAAAGGUAUAUUUUGCUGUUGAUAUUUUCAUUUCAUGUUUGUUAAACGGAGCAGUUGGUGGGCAAAUGUUGAUUGCAUCAGCAGUCAAAGUGGCAGGAUCCUGCCAUAUAUAA